UGACCUUCCUGGGCGGUGCCAGAGUCGCUCUGAGCAGUUCCUAGCGCCGGAAGUGUGUCUUUAAGACGGCCUCGUGGAGGCGGAGCAGGACAUGUUCCCGAAGCGGAAGUCUCGCGGGGAAGCUUUUGCACAUAGGACACUUCCUGUUUCUUAUUAACAAUAGGAAGUGUCCACCGAGCCGGGGGUUAGACUACUGGCUUGUACGAGCGGUGCCCUCUGCCCGCUCCCUUUUCCUUCCUGCCCCUUCUUUUCCCGCUUUCCCUCUCCUUGCACCUUCUGGGAACCUUGGUUGAGCGUUCGUGUGUGGGAGCGCGAGAGUCCCGGGACAGCCACCCCUGGGGGCGCGCGCCUGCAGUUAGGGGAAGGGUCCCAGUGCGCAGGCGCGCCCCCGUUCGCGGCCCCCAACGGACGCGUCCGCGGCGGGAACGAGGAGGGGCCGCCGGUGCGAGGUAGGGGUCCCCAGGGCAACUUAGCGAGCAGAGGAGUGAGGGGAGAGGGCCUCGCUGCUGCUUGACUAGGGGAGGAGACUCUUGGUCGCAGGGGCUUUGGGAGGGCUUGACUCCUCAAGCAGAGGAAAAUGUCGCUGCUGCCUGUCCGCUCCUCCUGAGCCUUCUGGUUUCUGCUCCGUUGCCCCAUGGAGGACACACCCCUGUCACUCAGUUGCUCUGACUGUCAGCGCCACUUCCCUAGCAUCCCGGAGCUGUCACGCCACCGAGAACUGCUCCACCCAUCUCCCAGCCAGGACAGUGAGGAGGGUGACAACAUCCCUCGGCCCUACCGCUGUCAGCAGUGUGGGAGGGGUUACCGCCAUCCCUGGAGCCUGGUCACCCACCGCCGGACCCAUGACACUGGCCUGUCCCCUUGUGUUACCUGUGGCAAGGAUUUCACCAAUCCCAUGGCCCUCAAGAGCCACAUAAGGACCCAUAUGUUCGAGGGCCGCCGCAGGCACAGGCCCCCUCGACCACAGGAAGCCCCUCCACAACUCCAGGGUGAGACUGUGGCUCCCAGUUCCUGGGACGAGAGGCUUCCCCCCCGGGAAGGCUGGGCGGACACCCCGGGCUGUGAGUCUGGACUUGAUCCCGGGGCAGCUGCAGGCGCCUGGGAGGAUCCCCCCCCCAGAGAAAAGGAGAGCUGGGAAAGCCGGCCGGGUCCCGAGGAGGGUGCUGCGGGCUGGGGGCCUCCCAGCAGCCCUGCCCGGGCCCCACCCCUGCCCCCUGCAGCCAGCAGCAUCCUCAGCAACCUGGAGCAGUAUCUGGCCGAGUCAGUGGUAGACUUCACAGAGGGCCAGGUGCCCGUGCAGGGCCCCCCUGCUGAGGAGGAGCGACGGUACAAGUGUAGUCAGUGUGGCAAGACCUACAAGCAUGCCGGGAGCCUCACCAACCACCGGCAGAGCCACACGCUGGGCGUCUAUCCCUGUGGCAUCUGCUUUAAAGAGUUCUCCAACCUCAUGGCUAUGAAGAACCACGCUCGACUGCAUGCCCAAUACCGGCCUUACCGCUGUCCCCACUGUCCCCGUGCCUUCCGGCUCUCCCAGGAGCUGCUGGAACAUCAGCAGUCCCACGAGGGUGAAAGGCCGGGGCAUCCCUGGGAGGAGAAAGGACUGCCCACCACAGAUGGGCACGCGGAUGAGAGUGGCCGGGGCCAGGUCCCUCGUGCCUCAAUGCUGAAUGGCUCUAGGGAGCUCGGCGUCUCUGGGGACCUGGAUGACAGCAGCCUGGAGGAGUACCGUCCAUUCCGCUGUGCAGACUGUGGCCGGACUUACCGCCACGCCGGAAGCCUCAUUAACCAUCGAAAGAGCCACCAAACAGGUGUCUACCCUUGCUCGCUCUGUUCUAAGCAGCUCUUCAAUGCCGCUGCCCUUAAAAACCACAUACGUGCCCAUCACCGACCCCGGCAGGGAACUGGGGAUGGGCAGCCAUCAGUGCCACCAGCCCCCCUGCCCAAAACCGAGACCACCGUCAAAGAGGAAAAAGAGGAAGAGGUCCCCGCCACCGCCCUGGAUCAUCGGCCCUAUAAGUGCACUGAGUGCGGUCGGGCUUACCGCCACCGGGGCAGCCUGGUGAAUCACCGCCACAGCCAUCGGACAGGAGAGUACCCGUGUUCCCUCUGUCCCCGCAAGUACCCCAACCUCAUGGCCCUGCGCAACCACGUGCGCGUGCAUUGCAAGGCUGCUCGCCGAAGCCCAGAGCUGAAGUCUGAGGGUCCCCCCAACCAUCUGAAGGCAGAAGCCGCAGCUGACUCCAGGGGAGAUGACCCGCACGCAUGCAAGCGUGAAGAGGAGGCCUCUGACAGCCUCCCAGCGGCAGCGGACAGGAGGGCAGCACAUGUUUGCAACGUCUGUGGGAUGUUCUUUGGAGACCCUGAGAGCCUGGCACAUCACAGCCUGAGCCAUGGGAUGGCGGAGAAGGGCCGCAGCAGGACUGAGACCACCACAGAGGCACCUCCUCGGACAUUUGCUUGCCGGGACUGUGGCAAGAGCUAUCGCCACUCAGGCAGCCUUAUUAACCACAGGCAGACUCACCAGACGGGGGACUUCAGCUGUGGGGCCUGUGCUAAGCACUUCCACACCAUGGCUGCCAUGAAGAGCCACCUGAGACGCCACAGCCGGCGACGGGAUAGGGGGCAUCGGAAGCAGGCUGGCAGCGAUGGCAGAGGAGCAGUGGAACUCGCGGCAAGGGAGACCUGGGCCCAGGGACUGGAAGACAAUGAGGGUCUGGGUUCUUCCCAAGGACCUACAGGACAAAGCCCUGGUGGGGCCGAUGGUACCUUGCAAGGUGAAGGGCACUGUUUGCCAGGUGACUCUGAAGGAGGGAAGUGUGGGCUUGGAAGAGAUGAGUUGUGUGUCCAGGCUGAGCGAGAGAGUAGAGGCCUCGAGGAAGGCUUGAAGGGGAAGGAGGCCUGUGGCCUUGGUGGCCUGGACAGCCCAGGGGGUGAGGAGUGCCACAGAACUGGCUUCUGUGAUGACCUCCCUGGGCAGGACGAGGAUCAGAAAGCAGCCUGCUGUACUGAGGCUGUCAGCGGCUGGCAGGCCGAGGGCACGCACACCUGCCCUGACUGUGGGCGCUCUUUCCCGCAUGCUGCUGGCCUGCUGGGGCACAGACCCUGCCACCCACCAGGCAUCUAUCAGUGCUCCCUCUGCCCGAAGGAGUUUGACUCUCUGCCUGCCUUGCGCAGCCACUUCCGGGACCAUGGCACGGGGGAGGCGGCCUCAGCCCAGCCCUUCCUCUGCUCGCUCUGCGGCAUGAUCUUCCCUGGGCGGGCCGGCUACAGGCUUCACCAGCGCCAGGCCCACAGCGCCUCCAGCCCCACUGAGGAGGGCUCGGACGAGGAUCGGGGAGACGAGGAGGAAGGAGCCGCAGAGGCCCGCUCUCCCCGUGUCCCUCCACUGCAGGUCUCCGAGGCCGAGCUGCUGAACCAGCUGCAGCGGGAGGUGGAGGCGCUAGAGGGAGCAGGGUACGGGCACAUCUGUGGCUGCUGCGGUCAGACGUACGAUGACCUGGGGAGCUUGGAGCGCCAUCAUCAAAGUCAAAGCGCCAAGGAUACUGAGGACAAGCCCCCCGGCCUCCCGGAAGCUGCAGGAGAUGCUGCGGAGGAGGCCCCAGACCUUGCCUUUGAGGAUGCAGUGGCCUCCGGCCCGGGAGAGGGUGGAGACACCAAGUCUGAGGAGGGGGUGAGUGGCACAGGCGCAGGCAGCCCCUGCGUGCAGGGAGGUGGAGGUUCCCCGGAGGCGCAGCCUCGCCCCUUCCGCUGUGAUCAGUGUGGCAAAACCUACCGGCAUGGGGGCAGCCUAGUGAACCACCUCAAGAUCCACCAGACCGGAGACUUCGUCUGCCCCGUCUGCUCCCGCUGCUUCCCCAACCUGGCUGCCUACCGCAACCAUCUGCGGAACAACCCUCACUGCAAAGGCUCUGAGCCCCAGCUGCGGCCCAGCCCCGAGGCGGGGGGCAGUGCGGAGCCCCACGUCACCGCAGAGGCGGUGCCCGAGCAGGCGGCUGUGAGGAAGCUCCAGGAAGAACUUCAAGCCGAGCCCCUGGACAGAGCGGCAGAGGUGAAGGAGGAGGUGUGGGUGGAGACGUCCGUGAAGGAGGGGGAGCCGAGGCUGGUGAAGGCCGAGCGACCCUUCAGCUGCGAGGUGUGCGGCCGCUCUUACAAGCACGCAGGCAGCCUCAUCAAUCACCGGCAGAGCCACCAGACCGGCCACUUUGGCUGCCAGGCCUGCUCCAAGGGCUUCUCAAACCUCAUGUCUCUCAAGAACCACCGACGCAUCCACGCCGACCCCCGGCGCUUCCGCUGCGGCGAGUGCGGGAAGGCCUUCCGCCUGCGGAAACAGCUAGCCAACCAUCAGAGGGUACACGCUGAACGGCGAGGGGGUGGAGGCGCCAGGAAGCUGGCCCAGGAAGACGGGCCCCUCUCGUGUGGGCAGUGUGGGCGAACCUACCGCCAUGCUAGCAGCCUGCUGAACCACCGAUGCAGCCACCAGCCAGGCCAGCACAGGUGCCCCAAGACCUGCUCGAACCGCAUGUUCCUGAAGGACCAUCAGAGGCUGCACCUGGAGAGCCGGAGGCGGCGGGUGGGCCGGACCCGGCGGGCAGCUGUGCGCUGCGCCCUCUGUGGCCGCGGCUUCCCUGGCCGGGCAUCUCUAGAGCGGCACCUGCGGGAGCAUGAGGAGGAAACCAAAAGAGAGCUUCCCUCUGGUCUGGCUGACCCAAACAGCACGGGCAGCAGCAGAGGGAGCCUGGCUGAUAGCCAGGGACUUCAACCCACUGCCGCUGGUGCUGAGUCAGGGCCGCAGCUGGAGCAGGUUGGAGCCUUGGCGACAGGGCAUCUCAGACAGGGCUCUAUCCGGGCCACUGAGCCACUGUCACCCGGCUGGGGGAUGGCAGAGGGACAGCAAGGAGACAGGGCCCUGGUGAAUCACCACGGAGCCUGGGGCCCUCCGGGUCAGGCCCUCACCAAGCCAGAAGAUGAAGCAGAGGCCAAUGUUUGCAGGAGUGCUUGCCGCCUGGCUGGCAGCCAGGCCAGUGGAGCCAGUGUGCAUCAGACGGAGGGCUGGGAGCCUGGAGACAGCAGCUCUCCACUCCAGCCGGGGAGUCCUUCCUGCAGCCAGUGUGGCAAAGCUGACAGCCAGUCGGACGACUCCUGGAACCACAACAGCUCCAAGACAGACUGCCACCGUUGCCUGCAUUCCUCCAAGGAGGUCUUGGCUCCUGUGGCCGCUAAGAGCCAUGGCCACAAUCACGUAGCUGCUCAGCCCUUUGCCUGCCCUGAUUGGGACAAGGCUUUCCAGUCCCAUUGUGGCGGGGCCAGCCACCUGCAGCUUCGUUCCAAGGAUCAGAGUCGGGUGCUGAGCACACAGCUGGAGGAGGUCACGGGUCCUGAAGCCGUGGAGGGCCAGGCGGGGCUCCCUGAGCAAAAGCAGAUGCCGGAAGCCCCAUCAGAACCCUCCAGGGAGAAUGUGGAGGGAGUCAAUAGGCGGCAGAGGAUGAAGCCCACAGUGGCCGAGGACAAGGAGCGGCCCUUCUGCUGCCCCCAGUGUGGGCGUUCCUACCGCCACGCCGGCAGCCUGCUGAACCAUCAGAAGGCCCACACCACAGGGCUCUAUCCCUGCUCGCUCUGCCCCAAACUUCUCCCCAACCUGCUGUCUCUGAAGAACCACAGCAGGACCCACACGGACCCCAAGCGCCAUCGCUGCAGCAUCUGUGGCAAGGCCUUCCGGACAGCUGCCCGGCUGGAGGGCCACGGGCGGGUCCACGCACCUCGAGAGGGGCCUUUCACCUGUCCCCAUUGUCCCCGCCACUUCCGCCGCCGAGUCAGCUUCCUGCAGCACCAGCAGCAGCACCAGGAGGAAUGGCCGGUGGCUGGCUCUGGAGCUCCCGUGGCACCAGCGGCCAGCAGAGGGGACUCAUCAUUGCCCCCUGCACCUGCCCCCACGACCCCACUCCUGGACCCUUCAGCCCAGUGGCCUGCAGACCUCGGCUGCUCCCUCUGAAGGCAGUCUCCACAGAUCAGACUGUUGGGGAGUGGCUUUGCAUGGGGGCCUUGCGCUCCAUGUUUGCCUCAGGAGAAUGGGCAUCCU
Molecule: messenger RNA, 6076 nt
Organism: Ochotona princeps (American pika)
Lineage: Eukaryota; Metazoa; Chordata; Mammalia; Lagomorpha; Ochotonidae
Gene: ZNF646
Product: zinc finger protein 646
Exons: 3
Coding region: 635-5989 (1784 amino acids)
Biological process (GO): regulation of transcription by RNA polymerase II
Cellular component (GO): nucleus
Molecular function (GO): DNA-binding transcription factor activity, RNA polymerase II-specific; RNA polymerase II transcription regulatory region sequence-specific DNA binding
Source: RefSeq, a predicted model, not a curated record